AUGCCGGGGAGACACGCGGUGUGGGCGUGCUUCGAGGAGGUUGAGGCGCGCGCCAACUCCAAGUCGCACCCGAUCGCUAAGUGCAAUUACUGCGGCGAGAGAGUCCGCGGCCAGCCCAAGAGCUUCAUGAUCCCUCACCUGCGGAAGUGCUCGGUCGCGCCGUCGACCGUGGUGCAGCAGUGGGAGGACGACUCGGUGGCGCUGUCCAUCGUGGCCACUCCACUGACGAGCGUCACGCCACUCAGCGCCAGCAGCUCCGUGUCGGAGGCCUCUCUCGACAUGGGAUCGGACCACUCCGAGCUGACACCGGAAGGGUUGGAGCUGGUUCCUCACACGCCACAAAGAGCACCUCCUCCAGCCCAGUUGCAGCACCUCGAGCUGCUGAGACUCAAGGCCAGAGUCGCCGAGUGGAAGGCGAAGGCUGCCGAGGCCCAAUUCGUCGCGGAAAGGUACGCGGCGCGGAUCAAGCUGCAGAGCCUCGGGGUCCCGGACUGCGAGAUCGACGCCAGCCUGCCGUCGCUAUAAGUGCCUGGGUAUAACAAGAGUACCCGAACGAACUUCGUUGCAAUGGGAACGACGUAGUGUUGCAGGGUACGGAU
Molecule: messenger RNA, 599 nt
Organism: Phytophthora sojae
Lineage: Eukaryota; Oomycota; Peronosporomycetes; Peronosporales; Peronosporaceae
Exons: 1
Coding region: 1-525 (174 amino acids)
Source: RefSeq, a predicted model, not a curated record